AUGGUCACUUUCACCUUCUGCUGCUGGAGCCAAGGCCUGGAGCCUGGAGCCUGGAGCCUGGAGCCUGGAGCCUGGAGCCUGGAGCUGGAGCUUGGAGCCUGGAGCCUGGAGCCUGGAGCCUGGAGCCUGGAGCCUGGAGCCUGGAGCCUGGAGCCUGGAGCCUGGAGCCUGGAGCUGGAGCCUGGAGCUGGAGCUUGGAGCCUGGAGCCUGGAGCUGGAGCCUGGAGCUGGAGUCUGGAGCUGGAGCCUGGAGCUGGAGCCUGGAGCGGGGCCUCUGUGCUCCUCUGGCAUCAGCAGAAUGAUGAAAAGCAGAUUGCAAAAUGUGGUUAUGUUUCUACGUUGUCGCCGCGAGCUCUCACGUGGCGGUGCAUCUGCGUAGGCGGCGCCGUGCCUGCCAGUCUGGCCUUCUCCGAGCGGCCCUGCGAGGGCAGCACCGACCGCCCUGGGGCAGACUGA
Messenger RNA from Knipowitschia caucasica, 456 nucleotides. The record is from the annotation of a GenBank genome assembly. Lineage: Eukaryota; Metazoa; Chordata; Actinopteri; Gobiiformes; Gobiidae.